Nannospalax galili (Upper Galilee mountains blind mole rat) is the source of this 1563-nucleotide messenger RNA. Its product is annotated as speedy protein E5-like. Gene Ontology annotation, biological process: positive regulation of cyclin-dependent protein serine/threonine kinase activity. Lineage: Eukaryota; Metazoa; Chordata; Mammalia; Rodentia; Spalacidae. The coding region runs from base 128 to 580 and encodes 150 amino acids. The record is from RefSeq and is a predicted model, not a curated record. The transcript has 4 exons. Gene Ontology annotation, molecular function: protein kinase binding.
AAGAAACCACCUUCAUUCCUGAUAGUACGGUUUACACCUUCCUGGAGGGAGGAACCAGCUUCCUCUCAGGGACCAGCUCAGGUAGAAAGACGGGAGGUCACCCAUUCCUUCCAAAGAAUCCCUGAAGAUGGAAGCCCACACUGCACACUCAGCCCACCAGACAGACCAUCCAAGCCACCUCACUCUUCCUUUCUUUGCAGAAGACCCUGUGAUCAAGAGCUUCUUGGCAGCUGACCUCUCCUUCAGUGUGACUGACAAGUACCUUCUGUCCAUGGUGGUGGAGUACUUUAGCCGAGUAGGGCUGCCUGGACACCUCUACAACAGGAUCCACUUCUUCCUGGCCCUCUACAUCGCCUGUGAUAUGGAAGAGGAUGACUUCACAUCCAAGAGGAAUAUCUUCCCAUUCUUGCUCGGAAAGGACACCUGGAAAAACUUGUACAAGGACUUCCUGAAACUGCAGAAGGCUUUCUUCCAAGCCAUGGGUUACCGAGCCUGGGUCACUCCAGAGUUGUGUGAGGAGAUCCAGAACCAGAACCCACACCACUGGGUGUGGAGCCGGGUGCGCCAGGGCACCCCUUAGGUUCCCAGGCCUGGGAACCACUGGCGGGGUCGUGGAGCAAGGGGCUGCACUGGGACAGGUGAGUGGAGAUCCUGGCUAAGGGCUCUGAAAGAGUAGGCAACCUCAACCGUUGGGUCCCUGAGGCUACAUCCAGGGCUGUGUGGACACAGGAGGAAGCACUUCAGAGAGAUAGCAGAGCUUGUCUCCUAUCUUGGCAUUUCCUCUUGCACAGGAACAUAGUAAAGGCUCUGAGCACUGCUGAGGUAAAGAAAGUGUUGAAAUCACAAUUCUCCAGUUGAAUUCAUCACACAAUCCUAGCCUUGUUGUUGUUUUAAAGAAAACUCUCAGAAAUUCUUGUCCAGGUAACAACUUCCACAGUUUGACCAUAGGUGACAUUUUUAAAUGCACCCAUAUGGAAAACACUGAAGUUAUCCUUUUUGGAUAGGAGACUCUCUUCGUAUAGCUUUUGGAAGGGAAGAAGGCAAGCGCCAACAUUUACUCCUAGGUUAUUUUGUGUUUCGCUCUGACACAAAGCAGGCUACACUGAGCUGGGUCCAGGAAGGACAUGAUCCAGGUCUCAUUUUCCAUGGGCAAAAGGAAGCCUGAGGGGUUUGUGGUCUCUGAUACCGUGACAGCAACAGGAACAUAAGGCAGCAAGUGCACAGAGUACUGGGAGAAGUCACAAUGCAAGUCACACUCACAGAAAACCAUCACCCGUCUAGCAUCGCACUCCAAGAUGUGCUUUCUUUCGUUGGAAAUUCCUUUGGUAAUUGGACUUACUUCAGUUAAGGAAAGAUCUCUAAUGAAAUGCUUAAGCAUCUCUUGCCUGGGCAAGUGGUUGUGCUAAAACAAUCCUGUAAGUCUUCUUCCAUGCUGAAGUGUGUGAUGAGCCUUGUCUGUUCUGGGGAAAAGGAGAGUUGGGGAAGAUGAAUUCAGAACUAUGUCUUAUAGGAUUGGCUCAGUUUGAAAGAAGGUAUAAUUCAACUGCAGGCUUUUUGCUGGAU